Messenger RNA from Aegilops tauschii subsp. strangulata, 577 nucleotides. Lineage: Eukaryota; Viridiplantae; Streptophyta; Magnoliopsida; Poales; Poaceae. The record is from RefSeq and is a predicted model, not a curated record.
CAUCGAUCACAUCCCAUGCCAUCACAAGCAAAGCAAAGCGAAGCCUAAUCGUGUUCGUGUUGGCCAUGGGGCUCAACAGAACACAGUUGUUUUCUGCCUUCGCCCUGGCCUUGCUCCUCAUGUCCCACAGUGUGGAGGCGAUUCAUCCCCGUCCCCGGAUAUGCCAUUCCCCAAGCCAUCUUUAUCAUGGCCCAUGCAACAACAGGAAAUGCGUGGAGGUGUGCCACCACGAGCACUUCACCGGCGGCUACUGCUCACGUAAAGUGGUUGUCCGUGACCUGAUGGAUGAGAACCUUAUUAGAAGAAAAAGAAAACCUUAUUGUGAAUGUACCAUAAGGUGCGACCAUAGUCCUCCACCACCAUCGGAAGUGCCUGAGCCGCCGCCAUCCCAAGGGCCACCACCACCAAAUGUCAUGCCGGCGGGAAAAGUCUCUGGAGGCAUGAACCAUUGACUGAAAGGAUCAUUUUCGUGUCUCCAUGGAAAUCUUCAAUUUAUAAGGAACUAGACAUGCAUGAUUGAUCGUAUGAAAAUAAUUUGAAGUACAGAAGCAAUAAUAAGAAAAACCUCUUUAAUUUC